Molecule: messenger RNA, 2066 nt
Organism: Acanthopagrus latus (yellowfin seabream)
Lineage: Eukaryota; Metazoa; Chordata; Actinopteri; Spariformes; Sparidae
Product: transcription factor HES-2-like
Exons: 2
Coding region: 526-981 (151 amino acids)
Biological process (GO): regulation of neurogenesis; regulation of transcription by RNA polymerase II; anterior/posterior pattern specification
Cellular component (GO): nucleus
Molecular function (GO): protein dimerization activity; RNA polymerase II cis-regulatory region sequence-specific DNA binding; DNA-binding transcription factor activity, RNA polymerase II-specific
Source: RefSeq, a predicted model, not a curated record
GUGACCAAAGCUGUCAACUAUAGAAUUAAAAACUGCAAUACACUGCAGGUACAUAUAAUUUUCUAUACAUAAAUACAGAAAUUACAAGUGACCCGAAUUUGUACUCAAGAAAAGGACCGAAGCAAAUGUAUGUAAUUACAUCCCACCACUGGUAAUAUUUAAGUAAGAAAAAACCCUUUAGCCAAAAUGCAACUAACUGUCUGUCUCACAUGAGUGUGAUGUGAUGAUGAGCGUGUGCUCAGUCAAAGUCAUUGAUCCCAGCAUCAGGCAGCAGAUCUGCUCUCUCUACAGGGUCACCACUUUCCCAGAUCCACACAGAGCUCUGUGAGUCUCUCUCCAUCACCCCCCCAGUCCUCCACCUGUUCCCCUGAGAUAUAACUAUUGUCCUGACAUCAAUAUAACCAUUCGGCGUGUGUGACCUUUUAUUGUGUCACCAAGGUCUCUGAUUGGCGGAGACUGUGAGAAACUCCACUCAGACCAAGACCCACACAUUCAUAUGGAGAUGUGGGACUAUAAAUAGGAGGGAUGAAGCCAGCAGAGAUCAGAUUCUCUCUACAGAGACCUCUACAGCACAGAGAUCCAGCCAUGGCACCUACCAUCACUGCAGCAAUGACCAAUUCUCAGGAGCAUCUCACUCUGACCCACAAGCUCAGAAAGCCUCUGGUGGAGAAGUUACGCAGAGAGCGAAUCAACAGCAGCAUCGAGCAGCUCAAGUCUCUCCUGGGUCCAGACUUCCUCAAACAGCAGCCAGACUCCAAGCUGGAGAAAGCAGACAUCCUGGAGAUGACAGUUUGUGUCCUGAGACGACUGCAGCAGCAGCAUCAACAGCAGAGAAGACUGCUGAACCACGUCAACAAGCUGCAGUCUUCCUCUGACAACAACCUGACAGAGGCUGACUUCUCUCCUCUGAGCUCCACAGUCCACACCAGCAUCACCAAAGACAAGAGUCCAGACAACAGCUCCCUCUGGAGGCCGUGGUAGACACCAACUCACUGGAGUUACUGCCACACAAACUCUCAUGACCACAUUGGUCAAAGAUUACUGGACUGAAUCCUUUGAAAUUUGAUGGACUUGUUCUUCUGUAUGUACAGAAGGCUGUAUUUUGUGUAUUGAGUUUGUUCAAGAUGACAUUUCCUGAGGAAAUGACAGCAACAAUAUCUUUCAAGUUGAGAAAGAGAACCUCUUGUCAUGCAUGUUGCAUGAACAACAUCUGAUUGCAACAGCAAUUAUUAUCAUACCUCACUGUACUUCAUGUGUUGGUAGUAUAUGCUAUGAUAACAGUUGUUAUCUUUUGAUUCUUACUGAUCACAUUGAUCAGAAAACUUUAACUGUCCUUUUAUGGGCAUAUUGUCAUAAUGAACUUUAAUCUCUGAUUAAUCAAAACUGAUCUGUUGUCAGAUCCAUAUGUUUCUAUUUUUUUUUAUAAAAGUUUUGCUUAAUGUCACAAUUCUUUGUGACGCUUUGACGAUUCAAAUCACGACAAGUAUUGUUAAAAUAUAAUACAAUGGUGAUAUCUUUAACCUCUUGAUUAAUAAUGAUCAUUUUGAUCAAAAAACUUUAACUGUCCCUUUUAUGCACAUAUUGUCAGAAUGAACUUUAAUCCGUUUGAUUAAUCAAAACUGAUCUGCUGUCAGAUCCAAAUGUUUAUACUUUUUUCUAAAAGUUUAUUUAUUUUCACAAUUGUCCUGUGAUGCUUUUAUGAUUCACUUCACAACAUGUAUUGUUAAAAUAUAAUACAAUGGUGAUAUCUUUAACUUCUUGAUUAAUAAUGAUCAUUUUGAUCAAAGUUCUUAAUUUGUCCUUUUUUUGGGACAGUUUGUCAUAUUGGACUUAACCUCACUUGAUUAUUGAAGAGUGAUCCAUUUUAAGAUCAACAUUUAUCUUUUUACAAAACUAAGUUUUGUUUAUUUUCACACUGUCACAGUUUUCAGUGACAAUUCAAAUCUUAACAAUUUGAGAAAAAAUAAGUGUUCAUUCAGAACGAUGUGAUCUGUUUUAAGGUCAGUUUUUACCAUUUUAUGUUUUGUUCACAAAAUACAAAUGUUUUAAUCCAUUUGAGAAAAUCC